Molecule: messenger RNA, 2349 nt
Organism: Punica granatum (pomegranate)
Lineage: Eukaryota; Viridiplantae; Streptophyta; Magnoliopsida; Myrtales; Lythraceae
Source: RefSeq, a predicted model, not a curated record
CCAGCGAAGGGCCCCAUGGACGGAACUUGUCCUCUGUGGAUCCGGUUAUAUCGGGUCGAAUCGAUCCGAAACCGACAUGGAAGCCCAACAUUUCCUCAGGCCCAGGCCCAAGAACAAGCCCACGGAAAUCCGAUCCAAGAACGAGUGGACCCCACAUUAUCCUCAUCAACCACCAUCACUGAUCCCGCCAUUGGCGCCUCUUCAGCUGAGGAGUUGGAAGCUCCAGCAAUGGCGGUUUCUUCUUCCCCUGCACAUCCUCCUCGAGUUCUUCCCUCUGUACCAACCCCACCCAGGUGCCGGCAUUUCUCGCCCGUUCUUCCUCCAGCUUCGAGAGUGUCCAGAGUCUUCGGACCCUGCAGACCUCUCCGGCAGGGAUACUUGGAACCAGUUAGAUGCUCUUCAUCCCCUAGACAGUCCGCGGAGGAGCUCGAGGUGGAGAGGCUGUUCUCUAAUGUUAAUCAAGCCACCCUGAAGAGAGAACCCGGGAGCCUGUCAAGUGCAAUUUUUCUCGUUGCCGGCACUACGGUCGGAGCAGGGAUUCUCGCUAUUCCUGCAGUGACACAAGAAUCUGGGUUUCUGGCCUCUGCAGUUACAUGUAUCAUCUGCUGGGUCUUUAUGGUAGCAACGGGCUUGUUGAUCGCAGAAGUAAACGUGAACACCAUGUGUGAACUGGGUUCGGGCGGUGUGUCACUGGUAUCAAUGGCCAGGAGAACAUUGGGGGAAGUCGGAGUGCAAAUUGCCUGUUGGUCGUAUAUUUUUAUUCAUUAUGCCCUCCUUGUCGCUUAUGUGGCUCGUUCUUCAGAUAUCUUGACGAAUGCUCUCGGCAUUCCACUAUGGGGGAGCGCAGCCCUGUUCUCGGUGGUAAUGGGAGGGAUCUGCUACUUUGGCAGCCAGCGGGUAAUUGGGGCUGUGAAUGGAGUUUUAGUGCUUGGCAUCAUCAUUUUUUUUGCGGCACUCGUGGCAGUUGCAAGCGGAGAUAUUCACUGGGAGUCUCUUCUGAAAGCCAACUUUGAAGCGGUUCCGAUGAGCAUACCCGUGAUUGCUCUUUCAUUUGUUUAUCAGAAUGUAGUACCUGUUCUUUGUACGAACCUGGAAGGAGACCUGUCAAAAGUAAGGACUUCGAUCAUUCUUGGAACGGCUAUACCUCUGGCAUUGUUCCUCAUAUGGAAUGGUGUAAUUUUAGGAACCAUAACAGAUUUCAACAUGGAUGCAGAUAAGACCAUCGACCCGUUACAGCAACUGAGAGCUAGCAAUGGAACUGUCGGGCCUAUUGUUGAGGCAUUUUCCCUCCUAGCAAUUGCAACAUCUUACAUUGGCUUCGUUCUCGGCCUCUCUGACUUCUUGGCCGACUUGCUGAAACUCCCAUCAGGGCAGGAUCAGAAUCGGCCUCUCCCAUACGUCUUAACUCUGGUUCCGCCUCUAAUUCUUGCAUUGCUCGACCCCGAAAUUUUUUUCAAAGCUUUGGAUUUUGCAGGAACAUAUGGAGUGCUAGUGCUGUUCGGGAUCCUCCCAGCUGCAAUGUCGUGGUCAGAUCAGUAUUCGAGUUCAUCUACUUCUUCAUCCUUUAGACUACCCAAGCUAGUUCCAGGCGGAAGGACGACCCUUGCAGUAUUGAUAGGAGGGUCAGGAUUCGUGAUUUUGUCAGAACUAUUGGAGAACUUCAGCCGCACGUAGACACUUGUGAUAGUGUGGAACCUGUUCUGUAACCAAAGUGGAGCACAUACCAAUGGUACGAAUUGAAUGAAAUCUCAACUCUGGGAUUUCGUAUAAUCCCUACCAAAAGAAGUGCCUAUACUGAAUCUUAUUUUUGGCCUAUGACGACCCAAAAUAGGCUUGCUCUAGGUACGCCUUGUGGCUAAAGUCUUUCAUCAAGAAGCGGACGUUGAUUUUCCAGAGACGUUGAGUUUGGUUGUCCAGCAGGGAAUGAUUCAUCUUGUUCUCACUGUUGCCACUGUUCCGUAGCUGGCCGAUUUGGCAGUUGGAUGUAAGCGUGUUCUUACAUGGUGAUCUCGCUCUCGCCGUUUAUAUGGAGCAGCCUCCCAAGACAUCUCCAUCCGAUCCUGGCCUCACCAUGAUUAUUUAUUUACUUAAGCGUGCGUUAUACGGACAUAGGCAAGCCCCUCGUGCUUGGUUUGACAAAUUUAGUGCCUUUCUUAUCAAUUAUGCAUGGCUUAAUUCACUUCGAGUGUCUCGGAUCUGUUCUUGUUAGUUAUCGUCAGGAUAAUCAUACCAUUCUAUUACUCCUGUACAUGGAUGAUAUCAUACUUAUGGGCACUCAAAUUCGGUCUUAAAGUGUCGCAUUGCUACUCGUAGUUGGGCGAUUCUAAUGAAGGAUCUUGGACCGCUCCA